Amphibalanus amphitrite is the source of this 2830-nucleotide messenger RNA. Its product is annotated as RNA binding protein fox-1 homolog 2-like. Gene Ontology annotation, biological process: regulation of alternative mRNA splicing, via spliceosome; nervous system development. Gene Ontology annotation, molecular function: mRNA binding. Gene Ontology annotation, cellular component: cytoplasm; nucleus. NCBI's taxonomy places the organism in Eukaryota, Metazoa, Arthropoda, Thecostraca, Balanomorpha, Balanidae. The transcript has 11 exons. Bases 519 to 1859 code for a protein of 446 amino acids. The record is from RefSeq and is a predicted model, not a curated record.
CGACAGAGCACAAACCCGAGCGUCGGCUCCGUGGCCCUCAGUUCGUCGCUCUCGACGCUCUCAGUUCGUCGCUCUCGAAGCUGUGCUGGCGGCGUGGCCGGGAACGCCAGCUGUCGGUUGGGUACAGCUGUGCCGACGUUGGGGGUUUGUGACGUUCGCAGAGUGAGAACAAAGGUUGGCGGUGUGGUGGUGCAACGUUCGAGGCUGAUCGAACCGCUGUGACUCCCUGGACAAUUUGAAAGUGGGAAACUUCGUGUGUGAGACAGCCUAUAGCUGUGAGCUCGGGAGUUUAACAAUCUUCAGUGGACCACGUUAUCCUGCCUGUAGCCUGUAUUCCAUCCAAGUCCGGCCAAUAGAGAAGUUGAGCCGUCGGAGGAUUCAAUAGUCCGGAUACUCAGGAUUGUGUGUGCUCUGAGACUCCUCACUGCUAUCCAGAGUCGAUUGUCGGCUAUCUCACUGACGUCAAUAGCGACGGAACAGCUGCUCUGUUCGGGUCAGUCGGCUCAGCGCCCCAGGUCAUGUACGAAAUGGCCGGUCAAGAGGUCAGCGCCUUUGACCCGGCCGCCGGCCAGCUGAGUCAACUCUAUCAGCUGAUGCCCGGAGUCAUGACUCCCUAUCAGCAAAUGGUGCACACGGCCCAGAUGACGUCACCGUUCCCGUUGCCGGCUCCGCACGCCGAGCCGGCCACCUCUGGCGCCGCCACAGGAGGGAAGGCUGCUGAUCAGGCCAAGGAGGCGGCAUCGGCAGCAGCGGCAGCAGCGGCAGCAGCAGCGGCGGCCACCAGUCUGGCCCAGCCGGGCCUAACGGCUCUGGCGGCCGCGGCAGGGGCCCCGAACGGCCGCGAGCCACCGCCGGCCACCGCGGUAACUGAGAGCGGCGGCGAUCCGCCCGCCGGAGCCGGCGACGGCGAGGGAGCCGCCGCCGCGCCCGCCGCCGGAGGGGUCGCCCCCGCCCCCGCCCCCGCCGGCGCCGCCACGGCCGGCGCAGCGGCGACCAAAGAGCAGCCGAAGCGUCUGCACAUCAGCAACAUACCGUUCCGGUUCCGAGAUCCCGAUCUACGGGCCAUGUUCGGGCAAUUUGGUCCGAUUCUCGACGUGGAGAUCAUUUUCAACGAGCGAGGCUCCAAGGGAUUUGGGUUUGUGACGUUUGCCAGUAGCGAAGACGCUGACCGCGCUCGUCUCAAGCUUCAUGGACAAGUGGUUGAGGGCCGGAAAAUUGAGGUCAACAACGCCACCGCCCGCAUUCAGACCAAGAAGCCCUCCUCGUCCUCAUCGGCGCUACCCAAUGCGGCGGCGCUGCGCGGCGCCGCCCUGCGCCGGGGCAGCGUGCGCGCGCUGCCGGCCGCUGCCGCCGCGCCGUUCGCGCGUCAUCCGACCCCGCUGACGGCUGCCGCCGCCGCCUCGGCGCUCCAUGGAUACGCGCCGUUUUACUACGACCCGAUGAUGGCGAACCCGGCGAUGGCAGCUCAGCUCCAGUCUGGUCCGGCGGCGGCGGCGGCGGCCGCUGCCCAGGCGGCCCUGCUCAAGGGGCCGGCCGUAUCUCUGGCCCAGCCCGUCUCGGCGGCCGCCUACAGCGCCGCCGCGGCGCGCGCCUAUACGGCCGCCCUGGCCGCCCAGCAGCCGGCUGGCCUGGCGGCGGGGGCGGCCUCGCCGGCCGGGCCGGCCGCCGGACCGGCCGGAGCGGCGGCGGCGGCGGCGGCCGCCGCUCAGCAGGCGCAGCUGGCCCAGCUGGCCGCUCUGGGUAUCCCGACGUCUGGGGAGUACGGAUCGGAUCCGUACCUCGGACACGGAGUGGGACCCGUCGCCGGAUACGGGGCGAGUAUGUACCGGGGAGCGUACAACCGGUUCGCGCCGUACUAGAACCACCUCACCACCAGUGGCGGCUGGCGAUCGGCUGAAAAAAAAAACGCGGCAUCUGGUGUUGUUUUCUCUUUGAAAUCUGGUGACAUUUUACCGGCCGCUGGUGGAACUGCAUUGCAUGGCAGGGAUUUUACCACCAACGAAUUUUGACAUUUUAGUAAAUGCUGUCAGUGUUGGCAGUCAUUGUUGGCUCAGGCAUUUGAACUCACUGUCAAUAGGGCAUUGAUUGCAUGCCCUGUGUAUAGGAAUCUCGCUCCUGUUGACAUGAUGUCGUAUGCACCGUUCUGCGUUUGGGCGUUCGAUAAGUCUCGUGUCUGUUGUGUUCCGCCCUUUUUCGCGCAAUUUCCCAGAUCUGGGACCGAUAUUACUGCGACGAUGACGUCAUCCGGCUGCCAGACGGCGCGACGUCAUUACACGGGUGCUGCCAGACCAAACGCCAGUGCCGACGGCAUCUGAAGACAUUCGCAGAAAUUUGGGGAUAUUUUGUCUCGGGAGCUGUGCGUUGAAUUUCGGGUGUCUGCGUGGCCGGCGACUGAGCUACCGGGCGGCUGGGACGCCCGUCUCGACUUUGGGGGUCGAUCAACACUUAUGGUGGCCCCAUCGUCUUGUUUAGGUCGCGAUGCAGCGUCAGUGGUCGAUUGAUGUGAAAACGCCUGUACAAUACUCUGGAUAAGAUCUGUGGCAGCGAUCGCGGGUUCGAAUCCCACCGUCUGCCGGGUUUUCUCGCCGCCGUCGCACGCACAUGGGAAUUGGAGGCGGUUGGAUAGUCGAUGCGAGGUGAAUACUGCUCAUUUUGUGUUAAUUGGAGUUACACCAUCUCAUGCCGUCAUCUGGCCGUCAUUUGCCCGUCAUCGGACCGUCAUUUGGCCGUCAUCAGCUGUUUGGUGACUGGCCGGCGCGGUGACGGCCGCCCUCCCGUGUACAAAGUAGGUGCAAUGUCAUGAAUACAUCCGCGGACAGGUUGACGGCCA